Iphiclides podalirius (scarce swallowtail) is the source of this 1581-nucleotide messenger RNA. NCBI's taxonomy places the organism in Eukaryota, Metazoa, Arthropoda, Insecta, Lepidoptera, Papilionidae. The record is from the annotation of a GenBank genome assembly.
AUGAGUUUGAACAAGUUGAGGGUUGACGACCAGGGUCCCGGCAGCGUCGGCAAGGACAGCCCCUGUUACUUCUGCAAUGAAAUGUUCGAGAUGGGGAAGCUGCAGAAUCAUUUGAAGCAAUGUGGCAGCAUCUUGGAGCAAUGCCCGCUACGCUGCGGAGCCUGGAUACAAAGGAAACAUAAGGACACACACGUCAAGGAGUGUCCACAAAUGGACAAGGCCCGGAACUCUGCGUCUCCUACUCAUGCUAGAAUAUCCGAUCCUUCACCACCAAAAGCGCCUGUCAGCAACCACACUUGGGCGCCAAGGUCUGUACCUCUAGAGGAAUGCGUCACUUACCUCGAAAAAGAAGUUUCCGGUAUCAAACUUGUUCUGACCGAGGGGGCCGGCCAUCGCGACCUCCAUGCUGCGGAAAUGGAGAACCUCCGGGCGAGGUUGGUCCUGGUCGAGGAGCGGAGCCAGCACUUCCUGUCCACUCUAGUGUCGCUGCGGGCUGCGGUAGACGACGAGGCCGAGAGGGCGGCAAACUGGGCGGCGCAGUUCAAACACGACCUAGCCAACGUCCAGUUGGCUUUGCAGGAGCUUCAAAGCCAACAGCUGUCCACCGUCAUGCGGCUCGAGAGUACCGUCAGCAGCCUCGUUCACGAGCAGAACGAGAGGGAACUGAUGGAGCAGGCGUUGACGCUACACGACAACAGAAUCCGUGCCGUCGGCAAGCUGGAAGAAGUAGUAGACUAUAUAAAGAGGGUAGUUGAGGAAGAGAGGGAGAGGAACGCGGAGAACAGGGCAGCUUUGGAAGCAGAGCUCAUAGAAGCGCGACGCUCAUCGGAGCAGCUCGCCAACUUGGCCGCUUUGAGGGUGCAGCUCGAGAGCACGGCAUCUCCUGAGAGGCCGGCCCUAGAUAGAGUAGCGGUGUUAGAAGUUGCGACUGCUGACGCGCGAGCCGAGGCGGCGGAACACUCGGCCAGGAUGGACACCAUCUCGCGGGACCUUCGCGCCUUGACCAAGUCCUACCACAAGAUAAGAAGCGAGAUCGUGGACUUCCAAGCGAGGAUUAGCUUCAGCAACCCGGAGCUAGGCAGCGACGAUGGCCGCUUCAUAUGGAGGAUAGACAAUUUCUUGUCCAGAAUGAAGGAAGCUAAAGAGAAGGACACUGUACUCACCAGUCCCCAUUUCCGCUCCAGCAAAUAUGGAUACACCCUUAAGGCGGAGGUGAAGCUCAACGGAAUUGGAAAGUGGAGGGGCAAGCACAUUACAAGCACGGUGCGAUUAGUAGCGGGACCUUACGACCCCUUGUUGGAGUGGCCGUGCGACCUCAGCAUCAAUAUAGUCCUCAAGGACCAGCCCGCCAAAAGGAGCCAGGCGAUGGACAUAGUGAAAACACUGCAGCUCCGUCGCAAGUCCUCGUCGAGGCAGCACGAUUACGAAGAGGACAACGAGGAGAAGACCAGGUCCACAGAGAACCUGGAUAUGAACGUGGUGCAGAUGAAGAGGCAGUACAUCUUCAUACCGCACACGAGCCUCGACAAGUUCGAGUAUAUUAAGAACGACGUCAUGUUCAUGGAAUUUAUCGUCAAUCAG